Molecule: messenger RNA, 2391 nt
Organism: Pongo pygmaeus (Bornean orangutan)
Lineage: Eukaryota; Metazoa; Chordata; Mammalia; Primates; Hominidae
Gene: UAP1
Product: UDP-N-acetylglucosamine pyrophosphorylase 1
Exons: 11
Coding region: 352-1920 (522 amino acids)
Biological process (GO): UDP-N-acetylglucosamine biosynthetic process
Molecular function (GO): UDP-N-acetylglucosamine diphosphorylase activity
Source: RefSeq, a predicted model, not a curated record
CCCUAGCCCCGCCCCGGCGCUCCUGGCCGCGACCGCGUCCGCGUCGUCGUCUGCGAUCCCGGCGCUGACGUGUCUGGGCGGUCGGCUUCCACUCCUCCAGGCGCCGGCAGCCACUAGUCGUGGCGAGAGGGGCGGGGUGGCCGGGGCUGGCGCUCCCCUUGGCCCCACUCCCGGCCCGCCCCGCCGCCGCGGCCCCCCGGAUGAGGGUAUAUAUUCGGAGCGGGCGCGGGACGCCGAUGAGCGGCCGCGCGGAAGGAGCUGGAGACGGGCGUAGCUGCGGUCGCGCCGAGGAAGGUUUACAGGUACAUACAUUAUACCCCUAUUUCUACAAAGCUUGGCUAUUAGAGCAUUAUGAACAUUAAUGACCUCAAACUCACAUUGUCCCAAGCUGGGCAAGAGCACCUACUACGUUUCUGGAAUGAGCUUGAAGAAGCCCAACAGGUAGAACUUUAUGCAGAGCUCCAGGCCAUGAACUUUGAGGAGCUGAACUUCUUUUUCCAAAAGGCCAUUGAAGGUUUUAACCAGUCUUCUCACCAAAAGAAUGUGGAUGCACGAAUGGAACCUGUGCCUCGAGAGGUAUUAGGCAGUGCUACAAGGGAUCAAGAUCAGCUCCAGGCCUGGGAAAGUGAAGGACUUUUCCAGAUUUCUCAGAAUAAAGUAGCAGUUCUUCUUCUAGCUGGUGGGCAGGGGACAAGACUCGGCGUUGCAUAUCCUAAGGGGAUGUAUGAUGUUGGUUUGCCAUCCCGUAAGACACUUUUUCAGAUUCAAGCAGAGCGUAUCCUGAAGCUACAACAGGUUGCUGAAAAAUAUUACGGCAACAAAUGCAUUAUUCCAUGGUAUAUAAUGACCAGUGGCAGAACAAUGGAAUCUACAAAGGAGUUCUUCACCAAGCAUAAGUACUUUGGUUUAAAAAAAGAGAAUGUAAUCUUUUUUCAGCAAGGAAUGCUCCCUGCCAUGAGUUUUGAUGGGAAAAUUAUUUUGGAAGAGAAGAACAAAGUUUCUAUGGCUCCAGAUGGGAAUGGUGGUCUUUAUCGGGCACUUGCAGCCCAGAAUAUUGUGGAGGAUAUGGAGCAAAGAGGCAUUUGGAGCAUUCAUGUCUAUUGUGUUGACAACAUAUUAGUAAAAGUGGCAGACCCACGGUUCAUUGGAUUUUGCAUUCAGAAAGGAGCAGACUGUGGAGCAAAGGUGGUAGAGAAAACGAACCCUACAGAACCAGUUGGAGUGGUUUGCCGAGUGGAUGGAGUUUACCAGGUGGUAGAAUAUAGUGAGAUUUCCCUGGCAACAGCUCAAAAACGAAGCUCAGAUGGACGACUGCUGUUCAAUGCGGGGAACAUUGCCAACCAUUUCUUCACUGUACCAUUUCUGAGAGAUGUUGUCAAUGUUUAUGAACCUCAGUUGCAGCACCAUGUGGCUCAAAAGAAGAUUCCUUAUGUGGAUACCCAAGGACAGUUAAUUAAGCCAGACAAACCCAAUGGAAUAAAGAUGGAAAAAUUUGUCUUUGACAUCUUCCAGUUUGCAAAGAAGUUUGUGGUAUAUGAAGUAUUGCGAGAAGAUGAGUUUUCCCCACUAAAAAAUGCUGACAGUCAGAAUGGGAAAGAUAACCCUACUACUGCAAGGCAUGCUUUGAUGUCCCUUCAUCAUUGCUGGGUCCUCAAUGCAGGGGGCCACUUCAUAGAUGAAAAUGGCUCUCGUCUUCCAGCAAUUCCCCGCAGUGCUACAAAUGGGAAGUCAGAGACCAUCACAGCUGAUGUCAAUCACAACUUGAAGGAUGCCAAUGAUGUACCAAUCCAGUGUGAAAUCUCUCCUCUUAUCUCCUAUGCUGGAGAAGGAUUAGAAAGUUAUGUGGCAGAUAAAGAAUUCCAUGCACCUCUAAUCAUCGAUGAGAAUGGAGUUCAUGAGCUGGUGAAAAAUGGCAUUUGAACCAGAUACCAAGUUUUGUUUGCCACGAUAGGAAUAGCUUUUAUUUUUGAUAGACCAACUGUGAACCUACAAGACGUCUUGGACAACUGAAGUUUAAAUAUCCACAGGAUUUUAUUUUGCUUGUUGAACUCUCACAGCUAUUGCAAACUUCCCAAGAUCCAGAUGACUGAAUUUCAGAUAGCAUUUUUAUGAUUCCCAACUCAUUGAAGGUCUUAUUUAUAUAUUUUUUUCCAAGCCAAGGAGACCAUUGGCCAUCCAGGAAAUUUCGUACCGCUGAAAUAUAGGCAGGAUGUUCAACAUCAGUUUACUUGGAGCUGGAAGCAUUUGUUUUUGAAGUUGUACAUAGUAAUAAUAUGUCAUUGUACAUGUUGAAAGGUUUCUAUGGUACUAAAAGUUUGUUUUAUUUUAUCAAACAUUAAGCUUUUUUAAGAAAAUAAUUGGGCAGCAAAAUAAAUGUAUCUUGUCUCUGGA